GCAGGCAGAUGAAGUAGUCAUCGUCUGUUUUGCUUCCUCCAUGGUCUGAUGGGAUGCGAUUGCCGAGCGAUGUUUUCAAGCCCAGACUAUUUUGCAGAAAUAUGGAGACUAGCGUGGACUUCCAGAGGUUCAUACUGUGCUGGCUUGGACUCCUGUUGUUCUUCAGUCGUGGAGUUUUAUCGCAAUUGGACCGGCCGACCUGCGGAAACGUCCGGGACAUUUUCACAAGUUUUCAGUUCGCCCGGGAUGUUGAAACCCCGGAAAGUCCGAUUUCAGGAGCAGGGCUGAAGGUGUGUCAGCGAGACAGGACUUGUUGCACUCGGCGGAUGGAGGAAAUGUUGCAGGAGCAAGCAGAGGACGACUUCAGGAAGGCCAUACAGACCAGUGUGGACUACCUGGAUUUCUUGCUGUCCUCCCAUGCAGAUGAUUUCAAAGAGGAAUUCGAAGAGCUUCUGGGUUAUGGUGAAGCCAAGGUCCAGCAGAAUUUCCGCAUUAUGUACGUGGCCAUUGCCUUGGAUCUGGACAAUGACAUCAGACAUCUAUUCUCUGACCUCAGAAGUCACUUAAAUGGGAAAGAGGUAAAGAUUCAAAGGAGUGUCAGAAACUUCUUUGAUGAGCUCUUCCCCCUCCUGUACAGUCAGAUUGACAAGUCGGCCGGCCGGCUGGAUGCCCUCUUCUCCAGCUGUCUAUCAGCCAAGCGGGCCAUCAUCCAGCCCUUCGGCGAUGUCCCCCGCCAGAUGGCCACCCUACUCUACCACUCGGUAGAGACCUCCCGUCUGCUGCUGCGGGCGGUGGAGCAGGGGCAGCAGGUGCUGAAUGCCACCUUCAGCAUGGCGCUGGGCAAGAAGUGCGGCCGGUCCCUGCUGGAGAUGCGCCACUGCGGCCUGUGUCAGGGCCAGCUGGAGGCCCGCCCCUGCCGAUCCUACUGCCUGAACGUGGUCAAGGGCUGCCUGGCCAACUUCAUGGACCUGGACACGUUUUGGGACCAGUAUGUCACGGCCGUCAUUGAUCUGAUUCGGCACAGCAUGAUGAGGGACAAUGACCUCCAGCAAGCUAUGAACUCCUUAGAAUAUCUCUUCAAGGAUGCCAUCAACUACGCAUUUGAAAAUGAAGGAGAUAUCACAUACGAGGUGCACAGACUGUGCGGCUAUCCCUCCCGGGGCCGCCCCUCACCCUUCAACGAGUUUGCAGCCGCCAACCCGCCUGUGGUGGACUUCCCCAUGGUGCCCAACCCCAGCGUCCCCCUAGACGAGCGGCUGCUCGAGUUUGUGGAGAGCCUGGACCGGUCGCGGGGCGUCUACCACAGCCUACCCGCCAUGAUGUGCACGGCGGACGAGCUGGGCUCUACCAGGGAUGACGACUGCUGGACAGGACGAGCGGUCGGAGAGUACUCCAUGGCACCGGUCCAGAAUGGCCUGGGUGCGCAAAUGCGCAAUCCAGAAGUGUCGUGGACGGGGCGAGAGUUUGAAUUGCUCCAAGCCUUUGCUCUCAUGGACAAGCUAGAAGCCAUCACACAUGCCAUCCGAUUGAAGCUGCAGGGCAAGAACAGAAGACCCGACAAUGGUGAGUUCAGCGGGAGUGGCAGCGGCAGUGGUUGCUAUGGCGUCGAUGAUGAAGACUGCAUCAGUGGGUCGGGAGACUCAGCAAGGACGGAGACCGGUGGCAAUCACACUGACAUGGUGUUCACCACCACCACCGAGGAAACCACCGCGGAGGAAACGGACUUCCACUUUGAUGCCACCACCCCCUUAGGGGAGGGCGAUGACAGAAGCCAUGGAGAUGGAGCCAAAACACCCACCGACGGGUCCCCCACCCCCAGCCAAUUCCCCUUCCGGCCUACCCGGGGGAAAGCCAGCACCCACAGGCCCCCCGUCCGAGCCACCACGGCCAGGCCCAGCUUGGAGGAAGAAGAGAGAGGGGAGGUCCCCGAAAGCACCACCCCAGGGAAGAAAGACGAGGGCGGCAAGCAGACGGGCAGUGGAGCACCCGGUGCUCCCAGGAUCUCUGCCCUCCUUGUGUCUCUCUGUUUGCUUGUGUCAUGUAUGUGGCAUAGGCAUUAAGCCACCUUCCUUUUUUUCCGUUUCAAAGUUCACUAACUCAUUUUUAUAAAUGCCAAUGUUUAUAAUACUUGAAGGGACACAGAAAGAUUUUGAUUUGGGCACAGCUGUCAUGCGUUGCCAUUUUGGUAGACUUCAGAAAAGUGACCCACUGCAAGCGAGAGAACUAAAGUUGGACGUCUGAUUCACUGGAAAUCUUGAACAAGGAUUGAUGAACGGAGCAACACUUUUGUCUCGUCUGUUCCAGCCCUCUGGGGCCCAACCUUGUUGUCAGUGGAGUUUGUCUUCACUUACCCCCGCCCCUGCGACCUGUGGCAAAAGAGCAGUGUCCAGGAAAAAAAACCCAAACAAGACAAACGUUGGGGUCCAUGCCCAAUGCCGUUUGGGAAAGGAAGGGUGAGAAAAUCAGGGAAAGGUUUGGAAAUAGUGGGAGCACUUUAGGUGGUUGAUUUCUCCAGAAAACUGCACAUCUCUCAAAACCAAAAUUCUCCCGCAGUCAUUUAAAUGCAUAGUUCAAUUGGUUCCGUCAUGGUUUCAAACAUGUAAGCACACGUAUUAGUUUGUCAACUGUGGCAUUUUGUAAAAGUGGCAUGUAGAUUUCAAAGUGCAGACUUUCUAUGCAUGUAUAUAUUUUUGUCUUUAUACUAUAAGUAUACUGUUUGCUUUAAAAAAAAAAGUAUUUUUAUGGCAGAACAGAACUGUUAUAAUAAUGAUAAUAACAAUUAUAAUAAAGUUUCUAUUUUUGUUAAAAGUCUUUGUAUAUUGAUCUUCUGCCAGGCAGAGAGGUAAUUUGGAAAUCAGUGUAUCUUGAUGUAGAAUGGCUGUAUUUGCUUUUUAGUGGUUCAAGUAUGCUAAGGUACUCCGUUGGUCAGUAGAUGUAUGCGCUAUCCGUUCUGUGCAGUCCAUAGAGGGCAGUCUUUCCUUUGAAGGAGCCAUUAUCAUUCACUGGUUGGUGUGUCCUGUUGACCAGAUUUAAAGAACAGCAUUUAAUUUAAUGCAAGGAUACAUACUGGUUUAUCCUGCUAAAUCAUUUUGCAGCACACGGUUUCUGUAAUUGUUAGUGAAUAGCACACUUCAUUCAUAUAUAUAUAUAUAUAACAGUAAAUGGAGCGAUUCGCCAACUACACAGACUUUAACCUCACCCUAUGAAAGAUCAUGCAUCCACAGGCAUUAAAGUAUUCUCAAGCCUGAUUGGACAAACACAGACAUGGACCAUUCCAUCUACCAAAAAGAGGGUAGUUAUUAUACAAUGGGAAGCGUUGGAGAAUAGUUGCAAACAUAAUGCCUAUGUGUAUAUAAUGUAUUUGUUAAAAUGCAUUUUACUGUAUUGUAAGUACAUGUAUAACCUACGUAAUAUUGUUGCUAUUUUUUUUUAUUAACACAACAUAUUAACGCACAGACUUCCCUGCUCCUGCUUUUAAUUUACUGGUUGCUUUUGCUUCAUCCCCUGUGUCUAACACGAUGCCAUGCACCAGGUGUGGAAUAUCAUCAAGAAUACUGCGAUGCUAGUUCUGUUCCUGAAAAACAAUAAACAGCAGCCUUUUGAAAAUAGAUUUUUUUUAUUUUUAGUAGUUUUUAUAUUAUUUAUUGUACAGAAUUCCCAUUUUAACACCCCCCUCCCCGUUGGUCAACCUGUUUCUGUUUAAUCUACAAUGCAUUACAUGACAUUACAAAUUGAAAAUGUCUGUGACGAUAAAAGAAAUAAUUCAUAAUAUAUGGCUGUUCAAUUGUUGUUAUAGGUAAUAGGUAGAAAACAAAUUUAGUACUUGGAGUUUGUUUUAUGCACUAUUAAAGUUCCAUACAUAUGUUGUGGUAAUGGUUUUAGAUGAUUCAUAUCCAAAUCAAAACUUUUUGAAAAUGCACAUGCCACAGUUGUGCACUUUUUUUCAAUAAAUAGUACAGGGCACAAGUUCCAAUUUUACAUACCUUUGUAGCUACAGUGCUGGAGCAGAUAUGGAGAGUUCUGAGUGUGUGUGAUUUUUUCUCUCUGUGGUAUUGGCAUCAUUCAAGAGAAGUAAAUUAGACAUGCAGAUGAUACAAAAGGAAACGUGCAUGUAUUGGAGAUGAGAAGCUAGUUUAGCAGCUCACCCUGGUGUCACUUUUUUACGUGGCUCACUUGUAGUCUCAUGGAAGAGAUCCUGGGUUUGUCCCUAGGCAAGACACUUUACUGCAGUGACAUAUCUUUCUAACUGUAGUCCACUAAGGGAUUGCCCAGGCAGUGGGGAUUGGACGAACACUUCACUUCCUUCACUUAGACUCUAGUUUGAGCUCUGAAGGAUGCUAUUCUGAGGAAUUGUCAUUCUGUGUCUCAUGUUUGUGUAAACUCGUGUUCCACUGCUGCUAAAAAAUAAAAAAAAAAAUCAUGAGAAAGUGUUUAAUGAUUUACGUGUAUCUGACACAAACUGUUAAUGCCAAAUACAGAGCGGCACAAUUUUAUUAUGCAGGCAUUUCUGUGUGUUUUGUCUCUGACGGUGUUUCUUGUUUCAAUCAUAAAAUGAUGUCUGUGGGACAGUUGCUCUAGUUGGAAGUGCCAGAAAUUACACAUUACAGGCGUUUUGAAAGAAAUUCAGAGUUAUCAGAUACCUUUGUUUCUCGUGGUAGUUGUAUUUCAGAAGUUAAAAUCGUUGUCUUUCAGUUUAAUAAAUCGGUGUCGUAGUAAAUCAGCCUGAGUAAAACAACAUCCAUUGCCCACAGAAGAUGACCAUAUCAUUUGUUAAUUUAAGUUUAGGAGAUUUCUUUGUUGGAUACAGCACAGCCUGAUGUGAAACGAUCUAAUGCCAUCAGCUUCUUUCGGGGGGGGGGCAAGAGUAGGACUGGUAUUCGUUUGGUGCUCCAAAUCUAACCGUACUGUGUGGACAUAUCAGUGUUAUCCUGUUAACUAUUUCAGCAGACAGUUAUGCGUGCUCCUUUGUCAAAUGUACUUCUAUAACUUCUGUUGUUGAUUUGAGCCAUUAAUUUGGUGUAGUUCACAAUGAGGCAAUCAUUUGCAAGUUAUAAGUAACAGUGUUGGGCAGAAAACUCAGUGCCGGCCCAAAUCACUGUACGUAACGGUACUGUCUUUGUGUCCAUUUUUAUCAUGUGCAUGGCACACAGCAGUUUACCUGAAACUCUGUGACAAGGUGUUUAUGGUUCUUUUUGUUUUAGUUCAUUGUUGUACAUUUAGAUCAAUAGAACAUACAAUUGCCGUAGAGCUUACUAUGGGUCUAGUUUGCUUACAGCAAAUGAAACAGUUUGCUUAGCAAAAGUAGGUUAUCAGCCAAAAUGUCAUGGACAGAUUAGUAUAUUUAUCAUGACUGGUUCCCGCCAGAUUUUUGCUGAGCAGUUCUGUGAAAUUGCAAUGGAAUAUGCCAGCCAGCUUUCCCCACAGAAGCCCCUGGUGUCUCUGCCUUGGGAUUCAAAUGCAGCAAUAAAGGGCAUUAUCCACUUGUCGUGGCUGUGGCUUAAAAUCACACAGCUCUAUGGAAACUGACUGUAGCCACUACCAUGAUGCUCAUGCGUAUAUAAUUUCAAGCUGCAGUCAAGUAAUUCAGAUACGGCUUUAAGUCCUGUUGGGGGAUCUGGUCCUUUUCGUUAGGCUUGUAAUGUUGACUUGACCUCUGGGGACCAGACCAGGAUGUGGGGUUAAAAGGUAGAAGAGGUAGAUCACAGUUCUCUGCAUUAAUAUGAGGAACUAGUGCCUGUUCUUGUUUUAAGUGUUUGCCUCCAAGUACUUUCUAAUGUGUGUGCACAUACCCGCUCGGUACAUCACUGAAUAAAAAUGUACAUUUGUAUUUAAAAGAAUUGUUAA
Acanthaster planci (crown-of-thorns starfish) is the source of this 5844-nucleotide messenger RNA. RefSeq names its product glypican-5-like. Gene Ontology annotation, biological process: cell migration; positive regulation of canonical Wnt signaling pathway; regulation of protein localization to membrane. Lineage: Eukaryota; Metazoa; Echinodermata; Asteroidea; Valvatida; Acanthasteridae. The record is from RefSeq and is a predicted model, not a curated record. Gene Ontology annotation, cellular component: plasma membrane; extracellular region; cell surface.